AUGGCUGACAUCAACGCUAUCGCAAACCAGUUCACCGACUUCUACUACUCGACUUUUGACAGCAAUCGUCAAGGGCUCUCAUCUCUUUACCGGGACCAUUCGAUGCUCACCUUCGAGGGCUCGCAAAUCAUGGGCGGAGCCGCUAUCACAGAGAAGCUGGUCAGCUUGCCUUUCCAGAAGGUUGUGCAUAAGGUUACCACGCGCGAUGCCCAGCCCUCUGCCCCGGGCCAGACAUCUCUCAUCGUCUCGGUCACCGGAAUGCUUGUCGUUGACGACAGCCCGAACCCAUUGCAGUACUCCCAGGUCUUUCACCUCUUACCGGAGGGCGGCUCAUACUACGUAUACAACGACAUCUUCCGCUUGAACUACGCAUAA
Messenger RNA from Peniophora sp. CBMAI 1063, 375 nucleotides. NCBI's taxonomy places the organism in Eukaryota, Fungi, Basidiomycota, Agaricomycetes, Russulales, Peniophoraceae. The record is from the annotation of a GenBank genome assembly.